Messenger RNA from Sporothrix schenckii 1099-18, 585 nucleotides. RefSeq lists its product as uncharacterized. Gene Ontology annotation, molecular function: oxidoreductase activity, acting on the CH-OH group of donors, NAD or NADP as acceptor. Bases 1 to 585 code for a protein of 194 amino acids. The transcript has 2 exons. Gene Ontology annotation, biological process: carboxylic acid metabolic process. The record is from RefSeq and is a predicted model, not a curated record. Lineage: Eukaryota; Fungi; Ascomycota; Sordariomycetes; Ophiostomatales; Ophiostomataceae.
AUGUCGAACCAACAAGUCUCACCACCGGACACACAACUUGGCAACGAAAAUGUCGUCUGCAAACAUCAUGCCAAUGUCUCCAUCGCAAUUGUCGGCGUCGGCCAGAUCGGCGCCGCAGCUGCGUACGCACUGAUCCUUGGCUCCGUCGCGGGUGAGCUGCUCCUCGUUGACGUCAAAGUGGACCUGCGGGAAGGCCAGGUCCGCGAUCUCGCCGAUGUGACCUACAACCGCAACAGCCGCACGCGCGUGCGAGCGGCCACGCACAGUGAAGCUGGCCAGUGCGACAUUGUGGUCAUCAAAGUGGGGUCGAAGCAUCCCGUCGGUAAGGGAGACAUCACAUCUGUUUCUGCCGUCCCAAAGGCUCAAGCUGAUGUGAACGCGCAGGCUAUUGCGGUGGCCGCCCGUGAUGCUGCCUGGAGCGCAGAGUUUCUGGCCGGUCCCCUGAAGGCCACGCUGCAAAUGUUCCAGAUCCGCCGCGCGAUGAAGACACCUGUGUUGUUACCAGACGGUACAAGAGUGGUAGCUGGCGCCGACCUCCCGCCACAUAAAAUCACCACUGUCGUUGUUCGGCACCGCAACCGUUAG